Messenger RNA from Cajanus cajan (pigeon pea), 1456 nucleotides. Its product is annotated as polypyrimidine tract-binding protein homolog 1. The record is from RefSeq and is a predicted model, not a curated record. Gene Ontology annotation, molecular function: RNA binding. Lineage: Eukaryota; Viridiplantae; Streptophyta; Magnoliopsida; Fabales; Fabaceae.
UUUUCAGCCUCAAAACAAUCUCUCAUGGCUUGUUCUCUCAAAAUCGACGAGGGAGUGUCUUCACCAACUGAGAAACAGUGUGAGCUCACUGAGCCGUCAAAGGUGGUGCACUUUCGGAACCUUCCUAAUGAAUGCUCCGAGGAUGAUCUCGCAGAGUUGUGCACUCCCUUCGGUAAAGUUGUCAACGUUGUAUGCUGUGUUGGGCUUAAUAAGAACCAGGGUCUGGUUGAGUUUGAGGAUAUAAAUCAAGCCAUUUCAAUGGUUUCACAUUAUGCUUCGUCCUCGGAUUCUAUGCGGAUUCGUGGUAGAAUUGUUUAUGUUCAACAUUCUGACAGACCGGAUAUUGCUGUUAACAAAUUCGGUAAAGGAAAUACCUUGUUGGUAACCAUGAAAGGCCUCCUCCAAGGCCGAAAAAUAGGCAUCGAUCUUAUUCACUCGGUCUUUUCUGAAUAUGGCUUUGUAAAAAAGAUUUCUACAUUUGAAAAGAGUGCAGGUUUUCAGGCUUUGGUUCAAUAUAAUGAUAUUAAGUCUGCUUCUUUGGCUAAGGAUGUUUUGGACAGAAGAAGCAUACCUAGACACUAUCUCCCGGAUCAUGUUGGAAAUAUUGACUUGCGCAUUUCAUACUCAGCACAUCAAGAUCUAAAUAUUAAAUUUCAGUCUGAUCGUACCAGGGACUACACAAAUCCUAUGCUUCCCCUUAGUCAGUAUUCUAUUGAUGGGCCAUUACCGCAUGCAACGCUUCAACCUCCCGAAAAUCACGUGCUUUGGGCUUCAUUUAAAAAUCUUCAAUAUGAUGUCAAUGUGGAUGUUCUUCACGCAGUGUUCUCUGAAAUUGGAACUGUGGAAAAAAUUUCUAUAUUUGAAAGGAACGGUCAAACUCAGGCACUAAUUCAGUAUCCUGAUGUUGAAACAGCAAAGAUGGCCAAAAGAACUCUAGAGGGGCUUUGCAUAUAUAAUGAUGGCUCUGAGCUUCAUCUAUCAUACUCUCGUCAUUCUGAUGUCAUUGUAAGGGGUUCAAGUGACAAAAGUAGAGACUAUACAACGUCACCACAAGUUACAGAAACAGCUUUGCAGAAUCCUCAAACUGCAUCUAUGUACCCUGGCAUUUUUCAUCCUUUACAAGCUCAAGUAUAUGGAGGAAUACCAUCAUGGAAUCCAGUCCCUAGUUACAUGCUUGCAUAUGGUACUUUUCCUGAUCAAACUUAUGCAGUUCCUCAGGUUCCUGCUCAUGCUGUUGGUCAAAGCCAUGGUAAUGGUAUGGCUCAUAAUGAAAAUAACACGGAACCCUCCCCAUCUGAGGUUCCUAGUUUCUCACAUAAUAUGCAACCCAGUAUUGUGGGCUUUUACCCUGCUCCUCUUGUUUAUUAUUAUGGUUACUAGAUUGUAUUUCAACAUGAACAUCCUGAGUUGUCAAAAUUUUCCUCAUGUUCAACUUUUUUUUUUUGUUUUUUGGAUC